This is a messenger RNA of Merops nubicus (carmine bee-eater), 865 nucleotides long. Its product is annotated as androgen-induced gene 1 protein-like. The record is from RefSeq and is a predicted model, not a curated record. The annotation marks the transcript as partial. Gene Ontology annotation, cellular component: endomembrane system; membrane. The transcript is spliced from 3 exons. Lineage: Eukaryota; Metazoa; Chordata; Aves; Coraciiformes; Meropidae.
CAUACAACAGUUUUGCCCUUUGUAUUAAUCGAGAUGAGAACAACACAUCAUCAGUAUCCCAGCAGGAGCUGUGGACUGGCUGCAGUGUGCACCUUCGCUGUUGGCUAUAUUUUAUGGGUGUGCUGGAUUCACCACGUUACAGGAGUGUGGGUGUACCCGCUGCUUGAGCACCUCAGCCCAGGUGUCAAGAUAAUCUUUUUUGCAGCUGUUACUGUAAUAAUUAACAUAUUCUACUUGGUGGGAGAGGUCCUGAACAACUACAUCUGGGAUACCCAAAAAUGUAUUGAAGAAGGAAAAGAAAAGCCAAAAUUGGAUUGAACAAUUGAAGCAACAUGGAGGAUUGUUUAUGGCUCCAUCGAAGAUUUCUCAUUCCCAACAGAAGUUGGCAUGGAGAGGAAUCUUUUGGAAAGGAGGAAGUUUAAAGGGCCCUCUGCUCAGUGGAAGGAUACUUUUGCGGUUUAUAUGGAGGGAAAAUUAUUUUAGCUAAUAAUAAUAACAAUAAUAAUGUUUCAACCUCCGUUCCUACUUCUCCAUGUUUGCAUGUGACAUACACAUAUAAGAUGUAUAUUUAUCUCCACAGCAUUCUCCAUGUGCAUUUAAUACAUCAAAUAAGUAAUUAAAUCAUGAAGUCAUUAAAUCUUUUCACUUUCACCAAGAACAAUGAGUCCCUUCUCUGUAUUGUUUGAGAAGAGCUUAACCAGAUAGGUCUAAUAUGGGGAAACAAAACAACACUAUUUCAAAGUACAGUGUAAAAAUACAGUAGAAGUUAAUUGCAUGAAUGUAUCUGAAGAAGAAUUCAAUUUGACUCAAAUAUUAAUGUAACACUAUGUAACAGCUGCCUUAAAUAGUACAUGUUAAUAAUUUU